This is a messenger RNA of Populus trichocarpa (black cottonwood), 2321 nucleotides long. RefSeq lists its product as uncharacterized. NCBI's taxonomy places the organism in Eukaryota, Viridiplantae, Streptophyta, Magnoliopsida, Malpighiales, Salicaceae. The transcript has 10 exons. The coding region runs from base 128 to 1972 and encodes 614 amino acids. Gene Ontology annotation, cellular component: endoplasmic reticulum; Golgi apparatus. The record is from RefSeq and is a predicted model, not a curated record.
ACCAGUGACUCCCUUCUCUGAUCCUCUCCUUCAAAAACCCGACCCGGCCUACCCCGCUCUCUUCACUCGCCGUUGAAAACUAAACCUCCGGUUCUGUCGCUCCGUUUAAACUGCUGUCCCUUCAAUCAUGGACGAGAAUUCAGCUCUUAUAGCACAACUUCUCAUGGAAGAUGAAAUAGAAAUGAGAAACGGUAACGGUAACGGUAACGGUAACGCUAACGCUAACGCUAACGGUAGCGUUAGCGGUAAAGAUCAGAACGACGGCGGAUGGAAAACAGUUACGUAUUCAAAACGAAACAAGAAACAACAACCCUCGAAAGUCUCGAACUCGUCGGAGAGUUCUUCCUCCGAUCACCAGCGAUCUAACGGCGUCGGCGGUGAGAAAGCUGAUGUGUUUCGGUCGAUUGAGAAGCAAUCGGAAGACCGGCGCCGGAGGAUUGAGGAGGAGUGGCGGAAGAGAGAGGAGGAGGAGAGUGGUGAGAGAGAUGGAUCGAAGCGGCAUUCUGAUGAGGAUGAUGGAGAGAGUGAAGAUGGAGGUCAUGGUGGAGACGGUGGUGGUGCUGGAGAGGAAGUGAAGAAGGUGAAGAAGCCGAAGGUGAAGAAACCAAAAGUAACGAUGGCGGAGGCGGCUGCGAAGAUCGAUGCCGGUGAUCUAGGCGCCUUUCUUGUUGACAUCACUGCGUCGUAUGAGACUCAGCAGGAUAUACUGUUAAUGAGAUUUGCUGAUUACUAUGGAAGAGCAUUUUCAUCAGUGAGUUCAGCUCAAUUUCCUUGGUUAAAGAUCUUCAAGGAGUCUCCUGUUUCCAAAUUGAUUGAUACCCCCCUCGCACACAUCUCUCAAGAUGUUUUCAAGGCAUCAGUUGACUGGCUUGGCCAGCGAUCCUUUGAAGCACUUGGGUCCUUUGUGUUAUGGUCAUUGGAUAGAAUUUUUGCUGACCUUGCAAGUCAUCAAGGAGUUGCCAAGGGAUCCAAAAAGGUGGUCCAGCGAUCACCAUCUAAGUCUCUGGUUGCUAUAUUUGUGGUUUUGGCAAUGACGUUACGACGCAAGCCUGAUGUGUUGAUCAAUUUAUUGCCGGUAAUUAGUGAAAAUCCAAAAUAUCAAGGACAAGACAAGCUUCCGGUCACUGGAUGGAUGAUUGCUCAGGCGUCCCAAGGAGAUUUGGUUGUGGGAUUAUACACAUGGAUUCGUGUUCUCUUCCCUAUGCUGAGUGGGAAAUCAAGCAGUAAUCCUCAAUCUAGAGACUUGAUCUUGCAGUUGGUUGAGAGAAUCUUGUCAUCCCCCAAAGCUCGUACAAUUUUAUUAAAUGGCGCUGUUAAAAAGGGUGAGCGCUUAGUGCCACCUUCAGCUCUUGAACUUUUGAUGAGACUCACCUUCCCAGUUCCUUCAGCUAGAGUUAAGGCAACUGAGAGAUUCGAAGCUGUUUAUCCAACCUUGAAGGAGGUUGCUCUUGCUGGUUCCUCAGGAAGCAAAGCAAUGAAACAAGUUCCGCAGCAGAUAUUGAACAUUGCAGUCAAAGCCACCGGAGAAGGUAGCUCUGAACUGUCUAGGGAAGCAAGUGACAUUUUUAUUUGGUGUUUGACACAGAACCCUAAUAGUUACAAACAAUGGGACAUGUUUUAUCUGGAUAAUCUUGAAGCAAGUGUCACUGUUUUGAGAAGGCUGUCUAAUGAAUGGAAGGACUACUCGGUCAAACAUUCUUCUCUUGACCCUGUGAGGGAAACUCUGAAGAGUUUCAGGCAGAAGAAUGAGAAAGCAUUGGCAGAGGAGGAAAAUGCAGGGGACUAUGCAUCCUUGAAAGAAGCAGACAAGUACUGCAAGGCAAUUCUGGGACGACUGUCGCGAGGCCAUGGAUGCAUAAGAAGCCUGUUUAUUGUGUCAGCUGCUCUGGCUGCGGGAGCUGUUAUCAUAUCCCAGAAGGAAUACUGGGACUUGCAAAAACUCUCCGCAAUGCUCAACUUACCACCCUCCUAAGUUCGUCAUGGAGGUUCCCAGCAGUGAACGGCUUUCAUCAUUGCCACUACUGGUUAUGUCCGGCUUAGCGCAGUUCUUCCCGACGUUCCAUUGUAAAAUGGGCAGAGUACGAGGAGUCUUAUAAUGCAAAUAGGAGGCAGCAAUAGCAAAAUAGUGGCCAAAAGGAGUUGGCUGGCACAUAUCACAGAAUAUUGGUCUGUCUAGUUUUCGGAUUCAAGCCAGUUUUUAAUAACUAGGGUUUGCCCUUCGUAAUAAGUAAUUUAUAUGGUUUGUGAUGUUAGAUCAUAAAGCUGUGUAAAUGCAAUCUUGGUGUGCUUGGAAGCAUAAUCAAAUUAUUUUUGUUUUCUUA